This is a messenger RNA of Aureobasidium pullulans EXF-150, 4061 nucleotides long. RefSeq lists its product as uncharacterized. NCBI's taxonomy places the organism in Eukaryota, Fungi, Ascomycota, Dothideomycetes, Dothideales, Saccotheciaceae. Gene Ontology annotation, cellular component: cytoplasm. Gene Ontology annotation, molecular function: ATP-dependent chromatin remodeler activity; ATP binding. The record is from RefSeq and is a predicted model, not a curated record. The transcript has a single exon. Bases 54 to 3833 code for a protein of 1259 amino acids.
AGCGUAUCUCCCCAAUCGCGCCGGCGCAGCCAUAAAGCGCUGUGCAUUGCAUCAUGUCGUUUCUGUCGUCUAACGCCGACAUGGAGGAUCUCGAAGACGAGCUGAUAUUCCAGCAAACGAUACUAGAAACGCUCGAUCCCAGCGAUGGCAAUAGCGGAGAGCGCAGGCAAGAGGUAGAACUGGCCAUUUUAGACCUGGAGCGACGCAUGGCGCAGUUCAACAACGCAGCUUCCCAACCUGUUGCCGCGACUGACACGUCGACAUCAUACAACGCGCCCGGCGCAUAUCCACAAGACAAAGACGACGAAGACGACGACGACAUGAAUGACUUGCCUCAGUUUGACGGCUCCACACCUGCGCCUAACAGGAAUGCGCAACUCAAGAGGACCCGCGACCAAAUGUCGCCGCUGGCCGGCUUCGACAGCAACAAAAGGCCGGCUUCAUCGCCUAUGGGGCCGCCCGGCCCUGUCAACCAGGACCGUCGUGCCGCCUAUCUAGAGAGGCAACGAGAGCUCGAACACGCCGCCCGCCAGCGAAGAGAAUCGGUCGCUGCUGACGCCGCCUUCGCUUCGUCACUCAGCCAGCAAUCAGCCUCAUCACCCGUUGCUGGCCCUUCGCGCAAUCAGAUGUCGCCCAGUCAGAUGGCCCCAGUCUUCAAGCGCACUCCACAAUCGUCCGCACCUGCUCCGUAUCCGGCCCCGUAUGCGGUUCCGCACCCUACAUCAAGCUAUCCACGUGUCAAAGCCGAAGCCCACUCGAGUCCAAGCCAUGCGUACGUCCCAAGACCUGUCAAGCCUGAGUCUCCUCAGCAUCCUGCUCCACUCUCAAGCCGGUUUGGCACUCCCAUGGUCAUAGAUUUGACCGGCGACGACGAACCAGAGUCCCAGCAAGCUCGCAUGCAACGCAUGACAAACCCGGAAGAUGCACUGCGCCGCCGCCACCUCUGGGAACAGAACAAUGCCAGCACUCCCCAGCACAAGAUCGAAAUCAUGAUGAGACAGCGCCGCGAGAUGGAUUUCCGUCAUCAACAAGAGUCUCAACGUCAGGCAGAGAUUGCUCUGCGAAACUCGGCGGGCCAGCAAGACCGCGCCGCUCAUGAUCAUGCUAACUUCAUACGUCUUCAACAAUGGCGACAACAGGUUCAAGCUAUCCAAGCUCACAAUCUCCAAUAUCCGCAUCAGCCUCGGCCUUUCCCAAACCAUGUACCAUACCAGCAGCAGCCGUCUCCUUCCAUUAUUCGUUCGUCACAGCAACCUGUUCCCCGUGCUGCUCACGACGAUUUCUCUCAGUUGCGCGGCCUCAUCAAUGGACGCGGCAGACAACCGAGUUUCGACUCCGGCGAGGACGAACUGCAGUUUCUACGUUCGACAGCCAUUGAAAGACCUCCCUGGGACAUUUACGAUGUGGACAACAUGGAUACCGAGGAAGAGCUUCGCAAACUCAUGGAGAACAUCCAGCCCGACGACGUCUCCAAGAUUGCCAGCGAAGAAGAUGUGCCAGUCGAGGGUCUGACCAUCAAGCUGAAGCCGUAUCAGUUCGCUGGUCUCGAAUGGCUCCAGAAGAUGGAGAAUGGUUCGAACAAAGGUGGCAUUCUCGCCGACGACAUGGGUCUGGGCAAGACUGUACAAGCCAUCGCGCUCAUGGUCACCAAUCGAUCCGAGGAUCCCGUCAACAAGACAACUCUCAUUUUGGCACCCGUCGCCCUUCUCCGUCAGUGGGAGCAGGAGAUUAUGACUAAGGUGAAACCUGGUAGACACAGACUUCAUACCUUCGUUCAUCAUGCAGGCACCAAGAAGAAGCAGCACAAAGAUCUUCGUGAGUUCGAUGUUGUCCUAACAACUUUCGGUACGAUUGCUGCCGAGCUGAAGAAAAUGGAGAAGUACGAGCUUCGCAAGAAGUCUGAUCCUAUGGCUCAGCCUAGAGACGACGAGAAAUGUGUCUUCAUUGGACCCGACUGCAGGUGGUACCGAAUCAUCAUUGAUGAGGCCCAGUGUAUCAAGAACAAGACCACCAAAACCGCUCGUGCCGCUUUCUAUCUUCAAGCUCGCUCCCGGUUCUGCAUGACAGGAACACCAAUGAUGAACAGUGUUGAGGAACUCUACUCACUCAUUCAUUUCCUGCGCAUCAGACCGUACAACAGUUGGCAGAACUUCAGAACCGACUUCAAUCAGCCCCUCAAGGGAAGUAGUGAGCGUGCCCGUCAGUUGGCUAUGCAGAAGCUUCAGGCUUUGCUCAAGGCUAUCCUUCUUCGCCGCAACAAGAAGACAGAGAUCAAUGGCCGCCCUAUUCUGAACCUUCCAGAAAGACGCGUUGAAGAGAUCAAUCCAGACUUCAGUGAAGACGAACGCAACCUGUAUGUUGCUCUCGAGACAAGCUCCGCGGUCAAGUUCAACAAGUACCUCAAAGCUGGCACUGUCAGCAACUCAUACAUGCAGAUUCUUGUUUUGUUGCUUCGUCUUCGUCAAGCUUGUUGCCAUCCGAACUUGAUCAAGGACCUUGGUAUCGUUGCGGCCACCGCUGAGAUCACGCAAGACACGAUGGACGACAUCUGUAGAAACCUCGACCCCAACGUUGUUGCACGAAUCAAGGAGGCCAACGGCACGUUUGAGUGUCCUGUUUGCUACGAUGCUGUCGAAAACCCAGCUAUCUUCACCCCUUGCGGUCACGACACAUGUCCAGAUUGCUUCAGCAGAAUCGCCGAUCCUUCCAACGCACUCGCUGAAGGUGAUGAAGGACGUGUCGCCAAGUGUCCCGAGUGCCGUGGCCCUAUCAACACGAAGAAGGUUAUUGAUUACGAGUGCUUCAAGCGUAUCCACAUGCCAGAAGAAAUCGUUUCUGUCAAGGCUGAGGGAGCCGGAGAUGAUGCUGAUGGCGAAGACAUGGCUGCUGUGGACACUGACGACGAUGAUUCCGACGACGAAGAAGACGAAGAAGAUGAUGAUGAUACUGAUUCUCUUGACGGCUUCAUUGUUGAAGAUGGCGCUGAAGAGGAAAAUGACGAAGAGGCAGCAGAGCGCCGUCAGAAGGCAGCCUUGAAGAAGUCGAUCAAGAAAAAGGGCAAGUCCAAGAUGAGCAAGAAGGCCAAGGGGAAGCUGAAGGAAUCCAGCACGUCUGACAAGAAGAAGAAGGCAGCCACCAUGACAAUUCCGGAGUUGAAAAAGAUGGCCAUCAGAAAACCUUCCUGGCGCAAGAUUUACCUUCGCAUGUUGAAGAAAGACUUCCAACCUUCUUCCAAAAUCGAGCGUACUAUGGAAAUUCUGGAUGGCAUCAUGACUGCGCCCGAGAAUGAAAAGAUCAUCAUCUUCUCACAGUGGACAUCCUUACUCGACCUGCUUGAAGUUCCUGUAUCAGAGAAGAGCUGGGGAUACCGUCGCUACGAUGGCAGCAUGAAUGCCAAGCUCCGUGCUGAUGCUGUCGACGACUUCAAGAACAAACCCACUGUUCGCAUGAUGCUCGUCUCACUCAAAGCCGGCAAUGCAGGCCUGAACCUCAACUGCGCUUCGCAGGUUGUCAUCAUGGACCCCUUCUGGAAUCCAUACAUCGAGGAACAAGCCAUCGAUCGUGCCCACCGUCUUGGACAGACGAGACCAGUCAUGGUACACCGUGUCCUCAUCAAGGAGACGGUCGAAGAUCGCAUCAUCGCCCUGCAAGAGAAGAAGCGUGCCCUCAUCUCUGAGGCGCUUGACGAAAAGGCUUCACAGAGUCUGGGUAGACUGAGUGUCCAGGAGCUGGCCUUCCUGUUCGGCAUCAGCAGAAACGUUAAUGACGCUCUGCCCAACGCUGGUCCGAGGGCUAGAGUCCGUCAGGGCGGCGCUGGUGGUAUGGGUGCUUAAUACACCGACCGGUACAAGUGGAGUUUUAUGGGGGAUACCUUGCUGUUUGCUUCUUUCUCUUUUCUUUUUUCCUUGGUCCUUGUCGACACGAAGUUUUUCUUUCCAUGUUUAUGAUGCCCGAUAUGAUUCACUGUUAUUAUGGGAGGGGUUUCAACGGUACAUGGCUUCUACUAUACAUGAAUUGCUACAAUGCAGAUAAUUACAUGCUUUUAUGACUACAAAGAUGCC